AUGUCCGGAGACGAAGCCCCCUCGCUCUUUGAGCGCAUCACUCUCCCUUCCAUCCCCAAGGAAGUUGGUCGCAAAAUCUCCCAGCUCGAGCAGGAGUUUGUGCGUGCUGAGAUUGAGCAAUUGCGUAAACAAAUCCCCGUUCUGCGCCCUCUCUACGCCAAACGAAAUGCCUUGGUUGCCUCCAAAGAUCUCCAGGAAGCCGAUUUCUGGCCCCGCGUCUUCUCCAACGCGCCCCAGGAAAUCGACGAGUACAUCCUCGCUUCUGACGCCGCCGUCAUCGGCCAAUGCCUCAAGAACUUGACCGUCGAGCGCUGCGACGUCGACGAGAACGGCAACGGCGGUGACCCUCGUAGCGUGCGUUUCACCUUUGACUUUGCCACGGGCGAGGAAAACCCUUACUUCACCAAUGCCCAGCUCGUCAAGGAAUUUCACUACCGUACCAAGAUCACCAAGUCCCCCAAGGGCAAGCGUCACGUCUGGGAGGGAUACGUCUCCACUCCCGUGCGCAUCAACUGGAAGAAAGAUCAAGACUUGACCAAGGGCUUGUUGGAUGCCGCCUGCGACUUGUACGAGGCUGAGCAGAAGAAUGGUGCUGGUGUUGACCGUACCUCUUUGCCUGAAUACGAAAAGCUCGUCACUAAGCUCGAGGAGGUCGAGGCUGAGGCUGACGCUCUUGUCGGCGACGAUGACGAGGAGGCCGACGACGACACCGUUCCCAGUGGCGUAAGCUUCUUCAAUUGGUUUGGAUACCGCGGAAACUCCGUUACUGCCGAGGAGUCUGCCCAGGCCGACAAGGAGGAGGCUGAGCGCUGGCAGAAGAUUGAGAACGGCGAAAAGGUUGACGAUGAUGAAGAUGAUGAGGAGGACGAGGAUGAGGAUGAUGACUUUGAUGAAGACGAAGAGAGCCUUUCGACUGUCGAGAUCUUCCCUGACGCUGAUGAUAUCGCCAACACUUUGGCCGAGGAAGUCUGGCCCAAUGCUCUCAAAUACUAUGUCCAAUCAUACUCGGUUGCCGAUGACUUUGACGACGAGAUGGACAUUGAAGAACUUGACGACGACGAAGAUGAGGAGGAUGACGAAGACCGUCCAGCCAAGAAGGUCAAGACCUAG
Molecule: messenger RNA, 1110 nt
Organism: Talaromyces amestolkiae
Lineage: Eukaryota; Fungi; Ascomycota; Eurotiomycetes; Eurotiales; Trichocomaceae
Exons: 3
Coding region: 1-1110 (369 amino acids)
Biological process (GO): nucleosome assembly
Cellular component (GO): chromatin; nucleus
Molecular function (GO): histone binding; chromatin binding
Source: RefSeq, a predicted model, not a curated record